This is a messenger RNA of Diabrotica balteata, 1769 nucleotides long. Lineage: Eukaryota; Metazoa; Arthropoda; Insecta; Coleoptera; Chrysomelidae. The record is from the annotation of a GenBank genome assembly.
AAAUGAACCGAAAGUUGAAAGUGCAUUUUGAACUCUGGUAUGAAUGUUGAAAUAUAUAUUUAUUUGUUCAUUUGGACUAUAUCUGUUAUCUAUUCUGUGUAUAGUUUCUCAUCUAUCACUUACUCAUAUUUUAUAUUCUAUAAAGAUGAAUUCAAUGAUUUUACUGAAGAUUUACAAUAUUUCUCAAAAAGAGAUAGAUCCGAUGUGGAAUGGGAGUCUAUCAUGUUCUUAGUAACACAAUAUUUUCCCUGGGUGUUAAUUUAUUUAGUAGUAUCUCAAAUACUCAAAUACUAUUCUGCUGGGAAAACAGUACUACAAAUAUGGCAAAUUACCUUUACUGUAAGCUACAUUCUCCUUAAGUGGAAUUACAUUUACUUGGCAGUUUUUUUUAUUCAACCCAUGUUAUUUUCUGUUGUUACUCAACUCAAAUUAGGAGUCAUACCAGUAUGGUUUAUUUCAGGAUGUGUUCUAACCAUUUUAAAUUACUUCAAAUCCAUAAUUAAUGAGCCAGAAUUCUAUAAAGAAUAUAAUCUUAAAGAUUUUGAAAUUUAUUUGCUCAUAGCUAGCUUGUUUUGGCUUAAUUUAAAAUGUUCGAGUUUUUGUUUAGAAGCUGGGCAUUCAUCCAAAACAUUUAUUGAUAUAUUUGCAUAUUGCUUUUAUCCACCAACAGUAUUAACAGGACCUUUUAUUUUAUAUAAAAAUUUCCAAGAGAAUUAUAAUAGUUCAAUAUUGAAUUUAACAAAGUGCAAAAAGUUUUUUAGAAACAUUUUUAGGACUAUGUUAUGGUAUCUGUGUACCUAUAUUUGUCUGCAUUUUAUUUACGUUAGUGCUGCAGCUUACCAUAAACAAUUAUUUGAAAACUUUAACGGUUGGUCCUUGUACGGUUUUGGUUAUACCAUGGGCCAGUUUUUUCAUUUGAAAUACGUGAUCAUGUAUGGCAUGAGCACAAACUGUGCAGCUUUUGAAAAUAUUGAUGUUCCAAAUUUGCCAAGAUGCAUUGGAAGAAUACAUUUAUAUUCGGAUAUGUGGAAGUAUUUUGAUGUUGGUUUAUAUACAUUUUUACUAAGUCAUAUUUAUAUUCCUCUGGUCCGAAUUACACCAAAUAAACCAAUUAGAAGCUUUGUGUGCUUUUUAUUUGUGUAUAUUUGGCAUGGAUUAGAAGUCAACAUACUUAUCUGGACGAUUUUAAACUAUUCUGGUAUAAUUUUUGAAAAAAUUUAUUGGCCUAAAGGAGAAAAAGCUUUCGAUAAAAUCUGUACAUAUAACAGGUGGAAGAGGAGAACGGAUUGUUUGAUUGCAGCUUUUUUGUUGGCGAUUUCGGCGAUUUCUAAUUUCUAUUUCUUCGCUGGAGUGGAUGUAGGAAAUGAAUUUUUUAAACGACUUUUUUCAGAUUGCUAUGGAAAUUUUAUUCUAAUAAUAAUCCUUUAUUGCUGUUGUCAGGUAUCUACAGAAUUGAAGUCAAUCCAAGAUUCAAAAAUGUAAUUAAACACAUUUUUUAUAAUCACUAUGUAUUAAUUUUUAAUAAACAUAAUAUAACAUUGAUAAGAACAGUGUUUUAUUUUAAUUGUUGUUUCGUAUACAUAUAUAAAUCUAUUUCAGCCUACUAACUAAUGAACUUUUCACCAUUAUAGCAUUUUUCUGCUGCCGAAGUUCUAAUCUUUUCAAAGCUUCUUGACGUUUUUUUUCUAUAAUCUCUUGUUGCUUUUUAUUUUCGAUUUUUGCCAAUGCCAUAAGUCUUUUCUCUUCAAUCUGUUGCAGCGAACAUUUUG